AUGGAAAUUACUUUCACUGGGAAUCAAUCUACCAUCACUGAAUUUAUCCUCCUUGGUUUCUCUGAACUCCCAGACCUGCACCUCCUCUUCUUCAUUUUCUCCACCAUUAUUUAUAUAACCAUCAUCCUGGGGAACAUGUUGAUUAUAGUGGCAGUGGUCAGCUCCUCAGGGCUUCACACACCCAUGUAUUUCUUCCUGGUCAAUCUCUCAUUCCUAGAGAUACUCUACACCUCCACAGUAGUGCCCAAAAUGCUAGCAGGUUUCUUGAGGAAGAAGGAGGCCAUCUCUCUAGCUGGUUGCUUACUCCAAUUCUUCAUUUUUGGCUCACUGGCCACAUCUGAAUGCUUCCUUCUGGCUAUCAUGGCCUAUGACCGCUACCUGGCCAUUUGCUACCCACUCCAUUAUACACUCCUGAUGGGAUCCAAGCAGUGUGUGUGUCUGGUAGUCACAGCAUGGUUAACUGGUUUUGUAGUAGAUGGUCUAGUUGUGGUUCUGAUGGCACAGCUGAAAUUCUGUGGCUCCAACCACAUUAACCACUUCUAUUGUGAUUUCAUGCCCAUAGUGGGACUAGCCUGCUCUGACCCUCAAGUGGCACAAGCAACGACAUUCAUCCUCUCUGUAAUCUGCUUGACUAUUCCAUUUGGUUUAAUCUUGAUUUCCUAUGCUCGCAUUCUUAUGGCCGUGCUGAAAGUACCCACGGGGGCCAGCCGAAAGAAGGCCUUCUCUACAUGCUCUUCCCACCUGGCUGUGGUGUCCACUUUCUAUGGGACACUUAUGGUCAUGUAUAUAGCACCCUCUGCUAUUCACUCUCAGCUUCUCUCUAAGGUCUUUGCUCUGCUCUACACUGUGGUCACCCCCAUCUUUAAUCCUGUGAUCUACACCCUAAGGAACAAAGAAGUCCAUCAAGCUCUCAAGAAGCUGCUUUGCAAUAAACAACAAGGCAAUUCAGCCUGA
Molecule: messenger RNA, 954 nt
Organism: Monodelphis domestica (gray short-tailed opossum)
Lineage: Eukaryota; Metazoa; Chordata; Mammalia; Didelphimorphia; Didelphidae
Gene: OR11A1
Product: olfactory receptor family 11 subfamily A member 1
Biological process (GO): G protein-coupled receptor signaling pathway
Cellular component (GO): membrane
Molecular function (GO): olfactory receptor activity; G protein-coupled receptor activity
Source: RefSeq, a predicted model, not a curated record